Messenger RNA from Acanthisitta chloris (rifleman), 533 nucleotides. RefSeq names its product v-myc avian myelocytomatosis viral oncogene lung carcinoma derived homolog (gene MYCL). Gene Ontology annotation, biological process: regulation of transcription by RNA polymerase II. The record is from RefSeq and is a predicted model, not a curated record. The transcript has 2 exons. The annotation marks the transcript as partial. Gene Ontology annotation, molecular function: protein dimerization activity; RNA polymerase II cis-regulatory region sequence-specific DNA binding; DNA-binding transcription factor activity, RNA polymerase II-specific. NCBI's taxonomy places the organism in Eukaryota, Metazoa, Chordata, Aves, Passeriformes, Acanthisittidae.
AAGGUGAAGAGAUCGAUGUGGUGACAGUGGAUAAGAGACAAUCGCUCAGCCUGAGGAAACCAGUGACCAUCACACUUCGUGCUGACCCCUUGGACCCCUGCAUGAAACGCUUCCACAUCUCUGUCCACCAGCAGCAGCACAACUACGCCGCGCGCUCACCGCCGGACGCCUGUCCCCCACCAGAGCCACCUCAGCAGGAUCAGGAGGAGGAGGAGACCCCACACAUGGUGGAGCCAGCCCCUGCCAUCACCCUGCCUGAGCCUGGCUUGCCAAAAGCUGGCAGCAGCCCUGGCUCUGACAGCGAGGACGUGGCCAAGAGGAAAAACCACAACUAUCUGGAGCGCAAGCGGCGUAAUGACCUGCGCUCGCGUUUCCUGGCCCUGCGGGACCAGGUGCCUGGGCUCGCCAGCUGCCCCAAGACACCCAAAGUGGUGAUCCUGAGCAAAUCCUCCGAGUACCUGCCCGAGAAACGGCAGCUGCAGCUGCGCCAGACCCAGCUGCUCAAACGGAUUGCUCACCUCAAGGGGCACUAG